Messenger RNA from Alosa sapidissima (American shad), 6108 nucleotides. Its product is annotated as potassium voltage-gated channel subfamily H member 7-like. NCBI's taxonomy places the organism in Eukaryota, Metazoa, Chordata, Actinopteri, Clupeiformes, Clupeidae. Gene Ontology annotation, biological process: membrane repolarization during action potential; potassium ion transmembrane transport. Gene Ontology annotation, cellular component: membrane. Bases 438 to 4031 code for a protein of 1197 amino acids. The transcript has 15 exons. The record is from RefSeq and is a predicted model, not a curated record. Gene Ontology annotation, molecular function: inward rectifier potassium channel activity.
AGCCUUUCUCCUCCUCCCAAAACUGAAUGCGCGCAGCUUCGCAAUCGCACCGAUCGAGGUGCCAAAGCUGAGCGCCGAGCGUUAAGCCCUAAAGGUAACGUCCCUCCCCCUGGCAAAUGAGCUCCAGUCUUCCUUUCCCUCUCACCACAACGCUUCAGACAACGGCGGGAUCGCGUCCAUCUUUAGUUAGAGAUGGUUUUACAACUCAGUCUGACUCGAGCUUUCAUCCCCGGUUCCAUGUGGCAUCGGCGCGGAGUUCUUCAAAGGCUCCGGUGCGAGUCCUAUCAAGACUGCGUCUAACUAACACCGGAAAGGUUACUAAGAGAAAAGAAAUGAUUUGUGACAAAGAGGAUAUCACUAAACAACAACGGUAACUUUAACAGUUUUUUUUUUAAAGCAGCCGCCUUUAAACGGCACUAGCUGAAGAUCUUUCAACCAUGCCUGUCCGAAGAGGUCAUGUUGCGCCUCAGAAUACAUUUCUUGGAGUAAUAAUACGAAAAUUCGAAGGACAAAACAAGAAAUUCAUCAUAGCAAACGCCAGGGUGCCCAACUGUGCCAUCAUCUACUGCAAUGAUGGCUUCUGCGAGAUGACGGGCUACUCACGGCCAGACGUUAUGCAGAAGCCCUGCACCUGUGACUUCCUGCACGGCGAGCUCACCAAGCGCCAUGCCAUCUCCCAGAUGGCCCAGGCACUGAUGGGCUCUGAGGAGCGGAAGGUGGAGAUCACCUACCACCGCAAGGAUGGUUCCGAUUUUCUGUGCAACACACACAUUAUCCCGGUGAAGAACGAGGAUGGCGUGGUGAUGAUGUUCAUCAUCAACUUCGACUACGUGCUCUUCGAUGGCAGCAGUGACUCGCUGGAGCACUACCCUGUCACACCGCCAGCAAAGGCUGAGAACCGCAAGGGGAGAUUUUUCCGUUUCCGCCUGCCAGCCCUCAGCCUUCUGGGCACCAGCAAGCAGUCCCUCCCCCAGGAGGAUCCGGACACGGUCAUGAUCGACUCGCCCAAAGACAGCGAGGACUCAGUGGCCAUGAGGGACUUCCGCUCGCCCACCAAGGACAGCUGCAGCCCCACCAAGGCUAACGAUACACUGGCGCUCAUCGGCUCUAGCCUCCCGUCCUCGCCCGUCAGCGUGGCCAGCCCGGUCAACCACUCGUCCCCCAAGCAGGACGCGUGGGACAGGCGCAGCUCCACAUUGCUCCAGUCCACCACCUGCUUGGCCCAGGUUCCGUCCCGUGACAGCCUGUAUAGUCGGAGGCGAGCUUCCUCGGUUCACGAUCUCGAGAGCUUCAGCGCCAACACCAAGCGGGUGUUCAGGCACACAAGUGAAGGUCCAUUCAACCAUCUCAAAUCCAGCCUGUUGGGUUCCACCUCCGACUCCAACAUCAACAAGUACAGCACCAUCAACAAGAUUCCGCUCAUUGCCCUCAACUUCACAGAUGCCAAUGACAGGAAGCCCCCAUCUCCACCGUCCUCAGAGAAAACCAUCAUUGCCCCAAAAGUCAAAGAUCGAACACACAACGUGACAGAGAAAGUAACACAGGUCUUGUCUUUAGGUGCUGACGUGCUGCCCGAGUACAAACUCCAGACGUCUCGCAUUGACAAGUUCACCAUCCUGCACUACAGCCCGUUCAAAGCGGUGUGGGAUUGGCUGAUCCUGCUGCUCGUCAUCUACACGGCCAUCUUCACACCCUACUCAGCCGCCUUCCUGCUCAAUGACCGCGAGGAGCAGAAGCGGCGCGAGUGCGGCUACUCGUGCAGCCCGCUCAACGUGGUGGACCUGAUGGUGGACAUCAUGUUCAUCAUCGACAUCCUCAUCAACUUCCGCACCACCUACGUCAACCUAAACGAGGAGGUGGUCAGCCACCCGGCCAAGAUAGCCAUCCACUACUUCAAGGGCUGGUUCCUCAUCGACAUGGUGGCAGCCAUCCCCUUCGACCUGCUCAUAUUCGGGUCGGGAUCCGAUGAGACCACCACGCUGAUCGGCCUGCUGAAAACGGCGCGGCUGCUGCGGCUGGUGCGCGUGGCCCGCAAGCUGGACCGCUACUCGGAGUACGGUGCAGCCGUGCUCAUGCUGCUCAUGUGCAUCUUCGCGCUCAUCGCCCACUGGCUGGCCUGCAUCUGGUACGCCAUCGGCAACGUGGAGAAGCCCUACCUGGAGCACAAGAUCGGCUGGCUGGACAACCUGGGCGUGUCCAUCGGCAAGCGCUACAACUACAGCGACCCGAGCUCGGGCCCGUCGAUCAAGGACAAGUAUGUGACGGCGCUCUAUUUCACCUUCAGCAGCCUGACCAGCGUGGGAUUCGGCAACGUCUCGCCCAACACCAACUCCGAGAAGAUCUUCUCCAUCUGCGUCAUGCUCAUUGGCUCUCUCAUGUACGCCAGCAUCUUUGGCAACGUGUCAGCCAUCAUCCAGCGGCUCUACUCCGGCACGGCGCGCUACCACAUGCAGAUGCUGCGGGUCAAAGAGUUCAUCCGCUUCCACCAGAUCCCCAACCCCCUCCGCCAGCGCCUGGAGGAGUACUUCCAGCACUCCUGGACCUACACCAACGGCAUCGACCUCAACACGGUGCUGAAAGGUUUCCCCGAGUGUCUGCAGGCGGACAUCUGCCUGCACCUCAACAAUAACGUGCUGGAGGAGUGCAAGGCCUUUCGGGGGGCCACCAAAGGCUGCCUGCGUGCACUGGCCAUGCACUUCAAGACCACCCACUGCCCACCCGGCGACACGCUGGUCCAUUCCGGCGACGUGCUUACUGCCCUCUACUUCCUGUCGCGCGGCUCCAUCGAGAUCGUUAAGGACGACAUCGUGGUCGCCAUCCUCGGGAAGAACGACAUCUUUGGGGAGCUGAUCCACCUCUAUGCAAAGCCAGGGAAGUCCAACUCAGAUGUCCGGGCCCUGAGUUACUGUGACCUGCACACCAUCCAGAGGGAGGAACUGUUAGAGGUGCUGGACAUGUACCCAGAAUUUUCUGACCACUUCCUCACCAACCUGGAGCUUACGUUCAACCUUAGAGAUGAGAAUGCUAAGAACACAUACUCACAAGGCAGUGAUUCAGAUGGAGAAGAUACCAAGAGCCGAAGAAAAAUUUCUUUUAAACGCAAGCCUUCUAAAGGGGAGAGCAACAAGGAAGUGGAGAGCGACUCCAGGAAAGACAGGGAGUCAUACGCCGGCUCCAAGAGGGGAUCGGAAGACAGGAGGCACUCCAGGGACAGUCAGCAGCAGCAGCAGCAGCAGCAACAGCAGCCACCACAGCAGUCACUGCCGCCUGGGUUCCCCAGCUCGGGGAUUCUGGGAUAUCCCUCAGUCCAGGAUUACGCCCUCACCCCAGACUAUAGCUACACCAGCGACAUCCAGGCGAGAGACGUCACGGAGAAAAAACAGAUUGACAAAGCGGUAGAUGAGUGGGCCUGCGAAAAGCCCAGGGACUUCCUGCAGGAAAUGGUGCAGUCUCCUGACGCGCAAGGAGCCGACGACUCGGGCAGCGAGAUCACCUAUGGAGAGGUGGAGCAUCGCUUGGACCAGCUCCAGGAGCACCUGAACAGGCUGGAGUCUCAGAUGACGUCGGACAUCCAGACCAUUCUGCAGCUGCUACAGAGGCAGUCGUCCAUGGGCCCCCCGGCCUACAGCACGGUGACGGCCAGCCCGGAAUACAAGAGGCCUGCCAUCCGGGUGCAGCCCAUCGCCGCCAUCAUGACUGCCCAGUCCCCCAGUCAGCCAACACAGAACACUGAUUUCUUCAGCUUGGCACAGCUCCCUCAGAACCCCAAAGAGUCACCGUCAGGCCUGGUCCCCCUGGACAGCGCACGACCCGACGACCCCCUCUCAGCAUUACUGGCCGUGGACGCCUGCGUGGACCACAGACACUCUUCCCCGCAGACUGCUCUCGUCAAGCAGCAGCAGCAGCAGCACUCCCAGCCCAUGCUGCCCAUCCAGCCUCCCUCCUCCUCCUCCUCCUUAGACCCAUCACACAGUGCAGGGGCAGCAGGACUCCACAAACCCCAGUCUGACCCUGCGCUCAUGAGGGAGUAGCGCUCCCCCUCGCCCACCCCCCCACCCCACCUCUCCCUGGCUCUGGCUCUCUGUCUGCUGCAGCCUAAAGUCACUCAGGGUCUGGUUGGCCGUGUUGACUGUCUGUCCGUUCUCUCAUCACACUGUAUGUAGCUGUACCACUGGCAAACCUUCUCUUCCGUAGUUUAGCACUUUCCUUGAGACAUUCGUUGUGGUUCUUGGAGAUAUGUGUGCAAAAUGACAAGAGGAUACCUGAAAAGGUCAAGGUCCAUGAACAUGUCCUGUCACGUGAUGUAGCCAGCAACUUGAAGAAAACAGCACAGGCUUGUUGACCAAGGGGAAGGACAAAGGGUGUGUUUUAGAGUAUUUCUGACUCUUGAGUAUUCAUUUUCUUUCUCUUAACAUAACAAAGUAACCAGACGUCCUUUUUGAAAUAUGGCCUGCUACUCCAGAUUGCCCUGUAGUGGCCUAGUGUUGUCCUACACCAGAUCAUGCAGAUCAGAGCUGCAUCUCUGAUGCAGAUUAAAUAUCAGCCAAAAAAGAAAAUCACAGCAAAUAGUGCCUAAACAGACAGUGAACUGAAUUGAUAUCAACCAUGAAAGGCUUUAUUGUUGCCUCAGUUGAAUAUUACAUAAACACUUUAGACGUAUCGUAUUUCAUAACGUUGCUUGUUCAGUAGUAUAUCCACCAUGGGCCCCAUGUUCUAAAACAGUAUAAAAUGAAGGUCAUCCAUUGUUGAAUGCCAUCUCUCUGACGGUUACAACGAUCUGAGAGUGAUGAUACAAUGUGUAAUUGGGGGAAAGUGAGAACAAAGGGCCUUCCUCCACACUAACCAGAUAUUGAGCACACUUCAAAUGCAAGGCUGGUGCCACCAACUUUGGCCCUAGGGUUUACUUGUAUAAGCAAUAAAGUCACAUACACACACACACACACACACACACACACACACACACACACACACACACACACACACACACACCACACAUACACACACACACAAACACACAUUUGUAAAUGGUGUCACCGCAAGGCACAUGUCUGCACCAAGUUUGUCUUUUUACUUCUUUAGUCUUUACGAGCUCGUAAAAGCAGAAAAUGCCCUGGCGGUUUACACUGACACUGGCUACAUGUUGGUUUCUUGUACAAUUCCAUAUUUUAAACCAGGUUUUUAAGCUUGAUGUUGCACAAACCCUACAUUAGGUAUUUAUUAGAAAAGCUUGAAAUGGCUUUAUUUAAUUCUUUUUCUAUACUGAUAGUUGAUUGUAAUUAUAUUUACUUCAAAGGAUUGAGAAAUUAGAGCAUAUUUUGCAUGUUGGAUACCCACAGAGUAUAUAUCAAGAAACUGUUGGAUCCAGUUGUUUCCUAAUGGCAUGUGUAUGUUUUGGGGCUUCCAGAAAUUAAGAAAUAGCUAAUAUAUUCAAAGCAUCGUGCUUAUAAUCCUAUAUCUGAACUAGGUUGGUCCCGCAUAUUGGGACAUAACCACACUCUGUAAUCAAAAUGUUCUGCAAAAGCAUACUGACUUGCUUGACCCUUGACCCAAACUAGAGAAAUCUGACAUCUCUCAGUAUUUUGACCCCCACCCUCACCCCCACCCCGAAACAAUAAGAGUGAGUCAUCUUUAUAUCCAAUGAAGUCACUGGCUGUAGCACAUGAUAAACAGAAGAAACAAAUGACAAUAAGACACAAAGGCUGCACAGGAACUUGCUGGUUCAAGAGCUUUGUGAUUUAUUUUACCAUGUUUAAGAUAUUCCCUUCUGAGGAGAGAACUUGCACUUUUCGAUCAUGUAAGCGCCGUUUCUGCACUGUAAUAUUUUCUGUGUAAAUAUGUAUAAAGUGCAGGUUUGGAGAAACAACAAUAAGCAAUGGGGAACUGUUGAUGGAGCAUUGUGUUGAUAUUGACAGUGUGAUAAUGAAAUGUUAGGCUACUGCAAUCAUUUGCACAUCAACUUCAGACUUAUGAGGCAGUCUCUUUUUAACCUACAGUAUAGUGUGUUUCACAGUUGUUUUUAUGCAUAUAUGCCACUGUAUAUUUUAUACAUUGCAACACUUUACAACUGAUUAUUUGAAUGUUUCAGUUCUUAAAUGAAUUAAAUGUAUU